Messenger RNA from Meloidogyne enterolobii, 292 nucleotides. The record is from the annotation of a GenBank genome assembly. NCBI's taxonomy places the organism in Eukaryota, Metazoa, Nematoda, Chromadorea, Rhabditida, Meloidogynidae.
UGAAUUAAAACGUCAACCAAUUUAUGAAACUUUGAGUGGAGAACAAAUAAAUUUUAAUGAAAGAGGCGAUAGAAAGGGAAUGACAUAUGAAAUAUUAAAUGCUAAAGAAUUUGGUGGACCUCUUGUAGUUGUUGGAAAUUUAAAUGGACGGGGAGAUUUAAUUUUGGAUGAUAGAGCAAUUAUUUGGCCUGGAGGAUUGAGAAGAAAACCCUCAGAAUUAACACUUCCAAAACAUUUAAGAGUUACUUUAGUUGUUGAUCCGCCUUUUGUAUAUGCAUUUAAAGGUAAAUAG